CAGAUUUUCGAAUGCAUAGCAACAGCUGUUUUAGAAUAGAAAAAUUGCAUUUGCAAUACAAAAUGUAGACAAUUUGCCACGUGAUUACAUGAGAGAAUUUAUUGCAGUAAACGAGUGAAAAACAGAUUGCAUCUUCAUUCCACGCAUGUAUCUUUUGAAUAAAAAGAUGGAUUGAGCGAGGAAUAAAUAAUAAAAACGAUGUUUGGUCCCGACAGCUUUAAACAAUAAGGACAAUAUAUGGUAUUAUAGCAAGAGGAGAUUGACUUGCGUGAGCUAGACUUUUGAGAAGAUUUAUACGCGAUUAAAAAAGCAAUUUUUCAUUUGAAAUGUUCAUAUACAUCAUAUUGAUAUUUUUGCUAUCUUUGCCGAUUCUUUCUUAUCUGAGAAGUUUAUAUCAAAGAAGAUCGAAAUCUGACCGGAAAAAUGUUUGCGUGCUUGUGCUCGGUGACAUUGGCAGAAGCCCGCGAAUGCAAUACCAUGCCAUCUCCUUCGCCAAGGAAGGAUUCACUGUGGAUAUCGUAGGUUAUCCCGGUUCACAGCCAAUGAGGGAAAUUAGAGAGAAUAUGCAUAUACGGAUUCAUUAUUUGCGACCGCCCCCUGAAAUGCAAAAUGCAUUGCCACGUCUUCUGUGCUAUAUAGUAAAAGUGGCAUGGCAGACCGUUGAUCUUUUACAAUUAUUAGUUAGAAAACACAUAUCAGGUUCCUUAAUAAUGCAGAAUCCACCUGCGAUACCAACAAUACCAAUAUGUUGGCUUUAUUGCAUAGUAAUGAACACACAGUUUAUAAUCGAUUGGCACAAUUAUGCGCAUUCCCUUAUGGCGUUAAGCCUGGGAAAAGAUCAUAUUCUAGUUAGUCUGGCAAGAAGUAUCGAGAAAAUAUUUGGUCGUAGAGCAAAGAAUAAUUUUUGUGUCACCAAGGCUAUGAAGGAAGAUUUGGAAAAAACUUGGGGUAUCCAUGCUAAGGUUCUAUAUGACAAGCCAGCAGAUGAAUUUUGUCCUAUAACUUUGACAGAAAAGAAUGAAUUUCUGCAAAAGUUGGCUGAAAAGUAUAAUGUAUUUGUACCUUAUUCACCCAGAAGAUCUGCCUUCAUUAUAUCCAGUACUAGUUGGACCGAGGAUGAAGAUUUCUCAAUCCUUAUAAAUGCAUUACAAGAAUAUGAAAAUGCAUGUGAAAACAGAGAAUUGAACUUACCAGAUUUAAUCUGUGUAAUAACGGGAAAAGGACCUUUAAAAGACUUUUAUAUGGCUAUUGUUAAUUUGAAAAAUUGGAAACAUGUCAAAGUAAAAACACUAUGGCUUGAAAAUGAAGAUUAUCCGAAAAUAUUAGCUAGUGCAGACUUAGGAGUAUGCCUCCAUACUUCAUCAAGUGGACUAGAUUUACCAAUGAAAGUUGUUGAUAUGUUUGGUUGUCGCUUGCCAGUUUGCGCAUACAAUUUUAAUUGCUUAUCAGAAUUGGUAAGACACAACGAAAACAGUUUGGUGUUUGCGAACGAGUAUGAGCUGGCCCAGCAAUUGAAAAUGUGGUUUCAAGAUUUCCCUAAUAAUGAGAAGCAACAACAGUUGUGUGAAAAGUUUCAAAAGAAUAUGUUUACGUCUCAGCUCUACCCUGAUUGGCACGUCGUGAAGACUGGAAAGGAGUUGAACGAUCGGCCAAUUAUCGGUAUUCUGACGCAGGAAAUAAGUUAUAAUUUAAACAAAAAAUAUCCUGAUCAAUAUCACAGUUACAUUGCUGCAUCGUACGUAAAGUUUGUUGAAGGUGCCGGUGCUCGACCCGUUCCAAUUUGGAUUGGCGAAAAUGAUUCGUAUUAUGAGGAUAUUUUAAAUAAAGUCAACGGAGUUCUAUGGCCAGGAGGUGCAACAUAUUUUUUUCAGAAAGAAGGAUAUGCCGACGCAGGUGCCGCGAUUUACAGAAUCGCGAAAAGAAUCAACGAGAGAGGCGAACAUUUUCCUAUACUUGGCAUCUGCCUCGGCUUCGAGUUAUUGACAUAUGUCGCGGCAAAUGGCGUCGAACACAGGACAUCAUGUUCCAGUAAAAAUCAGCCUCUUCCACUAGAAUUCACGCGUGAUUUUCGAGAAGCCAAUUUGUUUAAGCAGGCCCCGUUGGAUAUUGUGAAGAUUUUGAGUGAGGAAAAUGUCACGGCAAAUUAUCAUCAGUUUUGCGUUACGAAGGAGGAUUUACACCGUGUUAAUUUAACCGACGAGUUUCAUGUGUUGUCAUUGAAUCGCGAUAAAGAAGGCUUAGAAUUCAUCUCAACACUAGAACAUAAGCGCUAUCCAUUCUACGGAGUACAAUUCCAUCCGGAGAAGAAUCUCUACGAAUGGGUGACUGGAAAAAAUAUACCUCACGGAUGUAAUGCCACUUUAGCAGCUCAAUAUUUCGCUAAUUUCUUUAUCAACGAAGCUCGUAAAAAUUCGCAUAAAUUUGCAACGGAGCAAGAGGCGAAACAAAGUCUGAUCUACAAGUAUCCCGUUACUUACACAGCCCUGCAAAAUUCUACUUAUCAGCAGUGUUAUAUGUUUAAGAAAAGUGAUGGUGACGGCCUUCUUUUACACAACAAUGUGUGAAACUUAGAGAAUAAGUUUUAUUUUUAAGAUAGAAAAAAGACACGUCGCUCUUUUUCCAUGUACAAAUGUAAUUUUGUAAACACAUUCGUCAAUCUGCGCAUAAGAGACAGAAAAUCCAAAGAUUUGUUAAUUAAUUUUGCUAAAUACGAGUAAAUAAAAGCUAAAUAAUUUGUUGUAUGACGGCACUAGGGAGCACACAAACAAAAGAUUGGUACGCGCAAUUUCCACAUUUAACAUAACACCAGUGUAUAUUGUGUCACAACUGGGAUACAUAAUAUUACAAUGGUGCAUAAUAAAAUUCUAUACAUAUUUUCCUUCUAUCUAAAGUAAAUAA
Messenger RNA from Formica exsecta, 2898 nucleotides. RefSeq names its product chitobiosyldiphosphodolichol beta-mannosyltransferase-like. The transcript is spliced from 14 exons. NCBI's taxonomy places the organism in Eukaryota, Metazoa, Arthropoda, Insecta, Hymenoptera, Formicidae. The record is from RefSeq and is a predicted model, not a curated record. Gene Ontology annotation, molecular function: mannosyltransferase activity; omega peptidase activity. Gene Ontology annotation, cellular component: endoplasmic reticulum. The coding region runs from base 327 to 2564 and encodes 745 amino acids.